AUGUUCCAUCACUUGGGGGGCAAUAAACCCUGGAUCGAGAAGCGUGGCGGUAUGUCACGCCACGGGGCGCGGUACCCGACGCGAUCAGCCGGAGGCCGCCAGAUUGCGCUCCUCAAUCGCAUCCGCGACGCCAACGUCAAACUGAACGGGAGCCUAUCAUUCCUCAACAACUGGACCUAUUUCACCGACGACCCAUCCACCGACUUCGACCAAUUGACCACCACGGGCUCUGGGCCAGCGACUGCAACCGCGUCAUCCAAACCGCCCGACACUUCGCAUCCGGGCUACUUUUCCGGGUCGUCGUCCCCUUCAGACUGGCAAGAGUCCGGGAAAGCCACCCUCGAAGUCAUCCCCGAGACCUUCGACCGCGGCCCCGACACCCUCACUCCCGGGGACACCUGCCUCCGCUACCUCGAGGACACCGACCACGGCCAUGACUAUGGUAUCCCAAUGCUCGCGCGGUUCCAGCAAGCCUACAUCCCGGCGAUCGCGGAGCGACUACCCACCGAGCAAGGAAACCCCGCGCUGGGGCCCCUGAGCAACGCCGAGGUCUACAGUAUGCAGGAGAUGUGCGGGUUCGAGACGCUGGUGCGCGGGUCGAGUCCCUGGUGCGCGGUGUUCACGCGCGAGGACUGGAAGCAUCUCGAGUAUGCGCGCGACGUGCUGCAUUAUUACCGCGCGGGGCCCGGAAACCCCUACCCCCGGGUGAUGGGAUGGCUUUGGCUGAUUGCUACGACGGGUCUUCUGAGGUCGGGGCCCGAUGCUGGGACGUUGUUCUUGAUGUGCAUGAUGGAGAUAUCGCGCCCUUUCUUGACGGCCUUGAAGAUCAUGGCUGAUCCGAAGUAUGAUCCGGAGCUCCCGGUUCCUCAUAUGGUUUCGGAACGGGUCUGGCGCACCUCGUCGGUGAUGCCCAUGGGUGGGCGGGUUGUCCUGGAGCGGAUGACGUGCUCGUCCGGGGAUGAGGGUGCCCGUGGCGAUGCUGGGAAUACCUUCCUUCGAGUAGUCAUCAAUGAGAAGGUAACGCCGCUGCCAUACUGUAAAUGCGGGCCGGGGUUGUCUUGUCCUUUGGUGGAUUUUGUGGGCUAUGUUGACAGGAUGCGGUUGGAAGUAGGAGAAUUCGGCGCUGUGUGCGGUCUCGAUGGGGAUUCUGGACAGGUUACUUUCCUGCGGCAGGACUGA
This is a messenger RNA of Aspergillus uvarum CBS 121591, 1179 nucleotides long. Its product is annotated as phosphoglycerate mutase-like protein. Bases 1 to 1179 code for a protein of 392 amino acids. The record is from RefSeq and is a predicted model, not a curated record. Gene Ontology annotation, molecular function: acid phosphatase activity. Gene Ontology annotation, cellular component: fungal-type cell wall. NCBI's taxonomy places the organism in Eukaryota, Fungi, Ascomycota, Eurotiomycetes, Eurotiales, Aspergillaceae. The transcript has 5 exons.